Molecule: messenger RNA, 864 nt
Organism: Miscanthus lutarioriparius
Lineage: Eukaryota; Viridiplantae; Streptophyta; Magnoliopsida; Poales; Poaceae
Source: the annotation of a GenBank genome assembly
AUGGCUUCCAACGACGAUAGCCGCUCCACCGACAAUAAGGCUUCCAUCGCCCUCCUGCACCGCGUCCGCGCCGGAGACCACGUCCACUUCGUCCAUCACGUCGAUGUCUGUGAUGCCGUUCCUGAGGUUCUCGUCGCCGACCUGGAGCCGGUGCCGGGCACCGGUGCCGAAGAUGACGGCUACAGCAGGAUCUGGUACUUCUACCACGCCAAGAAAUACAAGAACGCCCGAGGCGACACCAGCGGCCACAGGCAGCGCGCGGUCACCGGCGGCGGCGGCACGGGCUGGCACUCGGAGAUAAGGCGCAAGGACGUCCAGGGAUCCGGUGGCGGCACGUUCUGCACCUUCUCAUACGGCCGCAAGACGGAGCCCUCCGCUCGAUCGAUCGACAGGAUGGGGUGGUGCAUGGUGGAAUACGACUUCGUCGCCGCCGACAAGAAACAAGACGAAGCCGCCGCCGACAGCAGCAACUACGUGCUUUGCAAGGUCUACCGCUCGCCUCGCGCGAAAGGGAAGUCGGCGCCGGUAUCGGCGUCCUCCUCUAGCAAGAAGUCCUCGUCCAAGCAGACGGCCAAGAAGAGGAAGGCCGGCGGCGGUGAGCACCCCGAGGCGCCGCCGGCCAAGUCGAUCCAGCAGCAAGAACAGGUGCAGCAGGAUACUACCGCCUGCUAUCAGCCACAAGGCGUGGAGUCGGAGCACGGCGGCGACUUCAACUUCAACAUCGAGGACAUAAACUUCUACGUGGACGAGAGCAUGCUGCGAGACGAGCCAGAGCAGGGACUGCAGCAGCCAAUCGCCGAGCCGGAGACUGCCGUGCAACGACAGUCUGAGCACGAAGAGUUCACCGUGGAGUGGUUAUUGUGA